AUGAGUGGAGAUAAGAAAUCCAGACAUGUCAUCUACAAGAAAACCUCCCGGGACAAAGCGGUGAGUGUAUAUCUGGGUAAAAGAGAUUACAUUGAUCACGUGGAGUCUGUGGAACCAGUAGAUGGAGUAGUUUUAGUGGAUCCUGACCUCCUUAAGGGCAAGAAAGUGUACGUCACUCUGACUUGUGCCUUCCGCUAUGGUCAAGAGGAUAUUGAUGUGAUCGGCUUGACCUUUCGCAAAGAUUUGUACUUUGCACGGACCCAGGUCUAUCCUCCUGUGGAAGAUGUGAAAUGUCUAACCAAAGUCCAAGAAAGGCUGAUGAAAAAGUUGGGAAACAAUGCCUAUCCUUUCCUGAUGGCGUUUCCUGAUUACUUGCCAUGCUCAGUGUGUCUUCAGCCAGCUCCAUCAGAUGUGGGGAAAGCUUGUGGUGUGGAUUUUGAGAUUAAAGCAUUUUCUACCAGCAAUUUAGAAGACCGGAUUCACAAGAAAAACUCUGUGCGUUUGUUGAUCCGUAAAAUUCAAUAUGCUCCUGACCAACCAGGACCCAUGCCCCGGGCAGAAACUUCCUGGCAGUUCUUUUUGUCAGACAAACCUCUGCACCUCACAGCGUCGCUGACCAAAGAGGUGUAUUAUCAUGGAGAACCCAUUUCUGUUUCCGUCACUGUGACCAAUAAUUCAGAUAAAGCAGUUAAAAAAAUAUCAGCAUCAGUGGAACAGGUCGCUAACGUGGUGCUGUAUUCUAGUGACUUCUACACCAAAACUGUGGCUUUGGAUGAGUCCGACAAUAAGGUGGCAUCCAAAUCCUCCUAUAAUCACACAUUUACUCUGCUGCCUAUCCUGGCAUACAACCGAGAAAAACGAGAAAUCGCUCUAGAUGGAAAACUGAAGCACGAGGACACUAACCUGGCAUCUAGCACUCUCUUGAAGGAAGGUAUUGAUCGCACUGUCAUGGGAAUCCUGGUGGAUUACAAGAUUAAGGUGAAGCUCACUGUCUCCGGAUUAUUGGGAGACAUGACCUCAAGUGAAGUCUCGACGGAACUUCCUUUCAUCCUUAUGCACCCUAAGCCUGACAGUGGAACUAAAGAGGGUGAGCAAGAGGAAGAUAUGGUAUUUGAAGACUUUGCACGUGACCAGCUUAAAGAUGAAUUGCAACCCGAGGAGAAGGAGGAGGAGGAAGACGAUGAGAAAUGA
Messenger RNA from Bufo gargarizans (Asiatic toad), 1191 nucleotides. RefSeq names its product S-antigen visual arrestin (gene SAG). Gene Ontology annotation, biological process: G protein-coupled receptor internalization; signal transduction. Gene Ontology annotation, cellular component: photoreceptor outer segment; photoreceptor inner segment. The coding region runs from base 1 to 1191 and encodes 396 amino acids. Gene Ontology annotation, molecular function: G protein-coupled receptor binding. The transcript has 15 exons. Lineage: Eukaryota; Metazoa; Chordata; Amphibia; Anura; Bufonidae. The record is from RefSeq and is a predicted model, not a curated record.